UGGGUGUGGGUGCUGCGCAGCACUCCGACAGUGAAGCCGGAAAUCUAUCCCCCUUACGACAGCCGAUGGAGACAAAUGGGAUCCAAACAGAUGGAGGAGAAGGACGUGGGCUACCUAACCAAGCCCAUGAUAGAUGAUUCCAUCUUGCUGGACGACAAGCAGCACCUUCAAACCAUGUCGGAGUUGCACAAGCUGGGACAGACAGCGGAACUGGCCUUCCUGGAAAACAGAAGAGAGCGAGAGGAGGCUCAAAAGUCUACAGUCGCGGGCAGAUCGGAUGACAAGAUGGACUGCGAAGGGUUGGAAAGCAAGAUCAGUACUCAUAACAAGGAUACGAAGGGGGAAAACACGGAGGUAGACGCUAGUGACAAGUCCACUCGGGAGGAAGUGAAAGGGGGUGAUUCAACGACCUCCCUUAAGCGAAAAGUCAGCGAUAGGGAGUCAGGGCAAGGAGACAGUCUAAGUCAAGGGACCAAGCGCACACAAUCCGGGACGGGAUCAGGAGAAGCUCCUUCACAGGCCGAACAAGAUAAAAAAAUGGAAACGGAAGAAGAAGGACAGGGAGAUCACAGACCCUCUGGGGAGGAAAUGGACAUCUCAGAUCCACCAGCAGACACGCCAACCUCGCCCUCUACAGCCCAGCAGCAAGGACACAGCGACACCACAGGACGAAGCAACUCCAUGUCGAGCCAAUCCAGCCAAUCCACCCGAAGGAGAACAACGAAGAUUGUAGGAGAGGCAGUAGAAGGGGCAGAGGGGAUAGUAGAGGACUCGGGCGCAGAUUCCGAUAGCGAUGGGGACAGAGGGGAUGAAGACGGGGAAGACGAGGAGGAGGAAGAAGAACCGAAGACCUUAGUGCAGUGGAUCAGGGUAGUCCACAAACUCCAAUGGGAACGGCAUAUCGAAUGUGAGAUCCGUUUGGCCCAUCACAAACACCUGCGCAACCUAAAACAAGCCACAACCGCAGGGGAGCACAACAUCGCAUCGCUUCGAAAGACUGAAGAAAGAGCAGGAAGUCAAUGAGUUCUACGCAACUCAGUAUGGAUGGAAGGCCUGACCAGAGAAUAAUGACAUCACAGUACACAACUGGGACUAUGCCAAACAGUUUAUAUGGCCAAAGACUUACCAGCCACAGGGAUUAAAGAGAUCAGAUCAGAUGCGCAAAUCGCAGCAAGAAGCAACGGAGCGAGCGAACAGUAGUGCUCAUGAAUCAGUGGAUUCCCCACAAGCAGGAGGUGAAGAAGAGCAGGUGGAGGAGGAGAAGCGACAAGCAGCGAUUCUGGAAGCCCAAAUCAAUGUUCUCAAGGAUC
Chara braunii is the source of this 1310-nucleotide messenger RNA. NCBI's taxonomy places the organism in Eukaryota, Viridiplantae, Streptophyta, Charophyceae, Charales, Characeae. The record is from the annotation of a GenBank genome assembly.